This is a messenger RNA of Gymnodraco acuticeps, 2071 nucleotides long. RefSeq names its product potassium voltage-gated channel subfamily S member 3-like. The transcript has 2 exons. Gene Ontology annotation, molecular function: voltage-gated potassium channel activity; protein binding. Gene Ontology annotation, biological process: protein homooligomerization; potassium ion transmembrane transport. Bases 115 to 1614 code for a protein of 499 amino acids. NCBI's taxonomy places the organism in Eukaryota, Metazoa, Chordata, Actinopteri, Perciformes, Bathydraconidae. Gene Ontology annotation, cellular component: membrane; voltage-gated potassium channel complex. The record is from RefSeq and is a predicted model, not a curated record.
CUCUCUGCUCCGCGAGGCUGCAGCUCCACCGACCCGCAGCUACACCACAAUGUGAAAACUUAACCACCCGGAUAAAGUUGUUUUCAUGGAAAGAAAGGCUGCAAGUAAAGGACCAUGGGGUAUGGGCAAAUCCUCCACCGGCGGGGGAAUGAGGAGGACCAGGUCCACCUCAACGUGGGGGGGUUUCGGCACCACGUGGAUCCGGAUAUGCUGCUCCGCUUCCCUCACACACGCCUGGCCCGUCUGCUGUGCUGCCAAAGUGAGGCGGCCAUCCUGGAGCUAUGUGACGACUACAGCCCGUCCGAGAAGGAGUACUACUUCGACAGGAAUCCCCAGGUUUUCCUUGGUGUGCUCAACUUCUACCACACGGGACAUAUCCACAUGAUGGAGGAGGUGUGCGUCUUCUCCUUCAGCCAGGAGAUAGAGUACUGGGGGAUCCAGGAGCUCCACCUGAGCCCCUGCUGCAGCUACUGGUACCACGAGAGGAAGGAGUACAUUGACGACGGAGACUGGGAUGUGAGGAGUGACGACCAGCAGCAGCCCAGCCUGGACUCCUCCUUUGAGGAGCUCUCUGCGCUCGAUCAAGACAUGGCCAAGUUCAAAGGAGCCUGGUGUGCAGAGGUGAGGAGCUACGUGUGGCUGCGGCUGGAGGACCCUGGUCACUCAACAGGUUCAAAGAUCAUCGCCGUGGCCUCCCUCAGCUUGGUGUUGACCUCCAUCGUUGCCAUGUGUGUCCACAGCAUGCCUGAGUAUCAGAAGAAGGACGAAAACGAUAAACUCAUCGAGGAUCCUGUCCUUGAGAUCCUCGAGGAGGUCUGCAUCGCCUGCUUUUCCGCUGAGUUCCUCCUCAGGCUGAUUGUUUCGCCCUCACGCAGGAAGUUCCUCUCAAACCCCUUAAACCUCAUCGAUGUUGCCUCCAUUUUGCCAUUUUACGCAACUUUAGCUCUGGAAACAGCCGAUAAGGAAGCCGCAGAGGAGAACGAGGACUUACAAAAUGUUGGGAAGGUGGUGCAGGUUCUCCGCCUCAUGAGGGUUCUCCGGAUCCUGAAGCUGGCUCGCCACUCCAUCGGUUUGCGAGCGCUGGGCGCCACCGUCCGACACAGCUACCAAGAGGUGGGUCUGCUCCUUCUCUUCCUCUCGGUGGGGAUCUCCAUCUUUUCUGCCCUCAUCUACUCGGCAGAGAGGGAUGUGGAGAACACAGAUCUGGGGACCAUCCCUUCUGGCUGGUGGUGGGCAACCAUCACCAUGACCACAGUGGGUUACGGUGACACCUGCCCGGUAACGCUGGCGGGGAAGAUAGUGGCGACCUUGUGUAUCGUGUGUGGCCUGUUGGUGGUGGCUCUGCCCAUCACCAUUAUCUUCAAUAAGUUUUCAAAGUACUAUCAAAGAAACAAAGCCAUGGAGGGUAAGGGUAUCACUAAGCCUGAAAGAAAAGAUCCAGAGAUUCCUUAUUAUAACAUAAAAGACCUCUUCGCAGGAAGCGUGUAUCCCUUUAUCGGAAGUAUCGCCUUCAGGAACAGUGUGAGCAGCGCAGGAGAUGAGACGGACGCCUCCAGUCUCCAGGAUAUAGAGAUGUAUGACAACGAGACUUGUGAAAAUGGGGCAGCGAAAUGAGAUUCAAUGGAUUGUCACUCCCUUUAUGACUGCAAGUCACUCCGGGCCUCUCAGGGCACUCCAUCACACCGCCUGACUCUCUGAACUGUCUUCCUCCUGCAAUCUGACAGAGAAAUAUGGUGGCUGUCGAUUGUUUUUUUCUUCUUCAAGGGCUUAUACACAGCGUCACUAAAACCCGGAAAUCUUAAGGGAAUUUGAGCCUUGCUCAGAGGUCUAAAAACUCAUUUUAUGCUUGAAAAAACAGCAAUGAUGCAUGUCGGAGGCCAUAAUGAUAAUGUUUUUUCAAAGUAAUGCCCUGUAUUGAUUUGUCUGCCAGCUGAAAGUUCAGAGUGAGAUUUCAGCUAAAGUCUAUAACGACAACAAUACUGUUUGCUGUUUCAAAAUGGUAUUAUAGAUCUCUAAUUGACUGAUGUUACACAGUCUGCAUGAACAAAAAUAAAUGAAUUUCUGAAUAAUG